GUGAAGUCAUAUAUAAAAGCCCGCUUCUUCAGGGAAGACCGUGGCAGUGUACAGGUGCAACAGCAGGUUUGAAAAAUGCAAACUUUGGUAGCAUUUUGCGUUCUCCUCCCGCUCCUCUGUUGUGUCCACGCGGAUGUCGUGGAACGUUUUGAGGAUGAACCAGAAUGUUUGAAAUACUUUUACAAAGACAAAGUUCCCGGUUUGGGGGCGUCUACAUCUGGUGCUGCCCGUCUCUGUCAUCGCUUUGUUAACAGGUACCACUUUGCCACGCUGUACGACACCAACAAUCGCAUUGCUGUCUACUCUGCCUAUCAAUUCGAGCCGAGCAACGGAGGUGGCAGAGAGAAAAGGUGGUUUGUGGAACCUCAGCUGGUCGACAUGUCUUGGCAAGCGGAGAUGAAGGAUGGCUACUGGCUGGGGAAAGACUACCCUGGAGUCUACCUGGGAGAGAAACAAGCUCUGAAUGAGGACUACACAUACUCUGGUUUUGACCGUGGUCACCUCAAUCCCAACGGACACCAUCCAGUCCCUAGUCGCAAUGCCACAUUCACCCUGACCAAUGUGGUUCCUCAGAACCCAACGCUGAAUCAGAACGCCUGGAGGAUCCACGAGUCCGAUCUCACCACACUUUUCCUGAACAAGUGCUCCAAGGCCUUUGUGCUGGUUGGUGCCGUUCCCUCUCUAGAUAACUGGAUUAUCAAAAACAACGUGAAGCGUGUCAACAUCCCAGACUACCUGUGGAACGCCUACUGCUGUGUCGACAACAACGACAAACCCAUUGACAGCGGCGCUGCCACUGCAAGGAACACGGAGGAGAACUGGGUGGACAAGAUUACUGUGGACCAGCUGGGAGAGUUCCUGCAGCAGUUCUCCAAUGAACCAAUUGGGGAGCUUUUCUACAACAACUGCAGAGCAUGAAAGAUCACCAGAAAAUGAUUGGAUUUUGUGCUUAAGCUGAACGUACACCAAAAGCUAUGCUAAAUAGUUACCAACAGCUAUGUUGAACAUGGUUUGUGUUACCAUUUAACAGCUUUAAGACAAAUGAAAUCAUUGCUCUUGAUAAACAACAAAUGAAUAAAAAUUUAACAGCAGA
This is a messenger RNA of Mugil cephalus (flathead mullet), 1093 nucleotides long. RefSeq names its product endonuclease domain-containing 1 protein-like. The coding region runs from base 76 to 918 and encodes 280 amino acids. The transcript has 6 exons. NCBI's taxonomy places the organism in Eukaryota, Metazoa, Chordata, Actinopteri, Mugiliformes, Mugilidae. Gene Ontology annotation, molecular function: hydrolase activity; nucleic acid binding; metal ion binding. The record is from RefSeq and is a predicted model, not a curated record.